Patiria miniata (bat star) is the source of this 1394-nucleotide messenger RNA. RefSeq lists its product as uncharacterized. The transcript is spliced from 2 exons. The coding region runs from base 173 to 1099 and encodes 308 amino acids. NCBI's taxonomy places the organism in Eukaryota, Metazoa, Echinodermata, Asteroidea, Valvatida, Asterinidae. The record is from RefSeq and is a predicted model, not a curated record.
UAUAGCCUGCCUCUUAUUUAAUGACAACAUAAUCAUUAGUAAACGUCACCUGCAUCGCAAGCUCCGUGGGCUGGGAUUGUUUCGGCGAAAGGAAUAUUCAGACAUUUUUGAUGUAGCCUGCUUUAUUGAACGCGAAUUGGAGAAAUCUGGGCAGCUUCACGGAUACAGAUGGAUGCAUCUACGUUGCAUUCAGAACGGUCUUACUGUAAAAAGGGACACAGUACGUCAUCUCCUACGUUUAUUGGAUCCUGAGGGUGUGGAAAUAAGAUCAAGGAGACGUCUGCGGCGACGAAUCUACCGCGGUAGAGGUCCGAACUUUAUCUGGCAUGUAGAUUCAAACGAUAAGUUAAAACCCUAUGGAAUAUGCAUAAAUGGCUGCAUUGAUGGAUAUUCGAGAAAUGUACUUUGGGUUGAAUCGUACUCGACUAACAGCGACCCUUAUGUCAUAGCUGGUUAUUUCAUCCAAACAGUUCUUGACAAUGUGGGGUGCCCUAGGGUAAUUAGGGCAGACUUUGGGACUGAAAACAGCACUAUCCGUGCAAUGCAGUAUUUUUUCAGAACCGACGGACAGGACCCAUUUUCUGGAGCAAGAAGUUUCAUUCAAGGAAGUAGUCAACACAAUCAGCGAAUCGAAUGCUGGUGGAGCGUCCUGCGAAAACACUGCUUGCAAUUCUGGAUGAAUUUGUUCGAAGAGCUGAAGGACAAUGGCGAUUUUUGUGGUGACUUCCUUGACAAGUCAUUAGUCCAGUUUUGCUUCAUGAAUCUUUUCCAGGAUGAUGUAGAUACCAUAAAGAAAGAAUGGAAUUCCCAUCGAAUUUCUUCAUCUAGAAAUAGGCAUGGACCCUUUGGUCGCCCUUCAGUGAUGUACAGUAUGCCACAGCUAUAUGGAACUCAAAACUUCCUAGUACCAGUGCAGCCUGAUGAGAUUGAAGUAUGUGAAAGUGAGUGUACAUUCAAGAGCCCGUAUCCUUGUGACAGAGAUGUCUUUGACCUGUGUAUCACAUUAAUGGCAGAAGCAGGCAUCACAGCACCAACAAAUCCUCGUGAAGGACAAGAUCUCUAUCAUUUCCUCCGAACUGAAAUACUCCAUCGAAUCUGAUGUGCAUUUGAUCCAUGGACACUUAUAGCCCAUACUGUCAGGUCAUUGUUAAGCAGGAGCUUCCGCUGUCCUUCCUUACAAUAAAUGGUCUCAUUUUUGUGCGGUUCAUGGGCUUGUAUUAGUCUCACCUCAAUGUAAAAACCUUUGUAUUGAUUUUUAUCUGAACAUCUUAUUAUCAAUGCUUCAUGAGAAAGGGGUAUGGAAAAAAAAUAUGAGCUGGACAUAGUCUGUUGAUCACUGGUAUGGGGUCACAUGUCAUACUGUGAUAAUGCAUGUACAUCCUAGGAUUAGAAAC